GCCAGUCUGGGCCUGUUGACUGUGUGUUCCUGUCUGAUGCGAUCUGUCCUGAUCUUUCUUUCUCUUCGUACAUGUGUAAAGGUCCGAUUUUGGUGUGAAUAGGCCUGAGUUUGCGCAAGACAGUGCUGUCAUAUUCAAGGAUACACUUCACCAGCCACAGGCCUACCUCAGCACCCUACCUCCCUACGAGGCUGACCUAGUCCGGCUCUCAAACCAUCCUCGAACCCUUGGCCACCAGUACUCCUCCGAGGUCACAAGUGCGGCAAGCCGCAUCAACCAGCUCACGAUGCCUUCCAACCCAUUUGCGACGUUCCUCAUCAUCUGCCCUGUAUCCUUCUUCCUGGGUAUCCUCUUCGCUCUCUUCCCUUACGACUAUCCGCUGCUCUGGUCCUCGCUACCGACACCGGCUGCACACUUCGACGCCAUCGAGACGCACUUGAAACUCUUACACAAUGCACCGAACCUGAUCCAGCGCAUCCUACACAUCAUGCUCACCGCGGGUCUUGUGGGAUUGGUCAUGAAACUGUACAAGCCCAGCGAGUCUAACAUGCUCUUCGAUGGUGGGAGUCUGGUGCUCUACAUGGUCGCGGUCAUCGUCUACAUCGCCAAUAUCGUCAAGGGUUUGCGCAUCGUCAGUGAGGGCACGUAUGGGAUGGGAAUGCAGAACCUGGAUCAAGAUCAACUGGACAAUGUGAAUGUGCAGGGGUACGACGUUGAUACGGGGGAUAGCGUCCUCGGCCGGGAGGACAAUCUCAAGGUUCUGGCUGCAAGCAACACAAUCCUGGCUCUAGUGCUGGUUGGUGUCCUGGUUCUGCAAAUCGGUCAAUGGUACGCAGAGCGUGUCGACGAGCGCGCUAUGAAGGAGUUCAAGGCCAAGGAAGAAUCGGAAAAGGAGAAGAAGGAAAGCGAAGGUCCCACAACUGCUAGUGUGAAGAGACAGAGCAGUGGGAAGGAAGGCAAGAAGACGAAAUGAAUGACUUGGCCGAGUGAGGCAAAGCUUCUGAGCUCCAGUGUUCUUCGAGACAUAGCUUCGAUGCCGGUUUCGCCAUCUGCAUACGAGAGCUAUCGCCUGUAUGACUGGAAGAUUGGAGCGUCCUGCUCGUUGAGUUCCUACUACAUGAAUGGGUGUCGAAAAAAAGUUACUAGAGGGCAUGCGCUUCCUGGACUUGAAGUUCCCCAGAGACAUAAAAAGCGCCGAUAUAAUGGCGCGUCCCUCAGUUCAUACGGAAUUAAUUGUCCCAAGUAAUAACGCAUUUCAACAAG
Molecule: messenger RNA, 1263 nt
Organism: Exophiala xenobiotica
Lineage: Eukaryota; Fungi; Ascomycota; Eurotiomycetes; Chaetothyriales; Herpotrichiellaceae
Exons: 2
Coding region: 287-973 (228 amino acids)
Biological process (GO): endoplasmic reticulum to Golgi vesicle-mediated transport
Cellular component (GO): endoplasmic reticulum membrane
Source: RefSeq, a predicted model, not a curated record